UGUGAAAAGACUGCCUCGUGGUGCCUUGCCUGGGAGGCCAGAGGAAAGAAGGCGGAAGCCCUGUGCGAGCAAUACCAUGAUCAAUGCAAUUUUUUUCUAAUUGAAAAUUUUAUUUUCCUCUUAAAUCUGAUUUUGAACAACCUUCUUUAGCAGCUCUAGGAGAUCAGAGCGUUUGCUGUUACUCCACAGAUUUCUCUAGGCGAGUCUGUGUAAUUCCCGCGAUGGCUCAGUUGCAGACACGCUUCUUCACUGACAACAAGAAGUAUGCAGUAGAUGAUGUUCCCUUCUCAAUCCCUGCAGCCUCUGAAAUUGCUGACCUUAGUAACAUCAUCAAUAAAUUGUUGGAGGCCAAAAAUGAAUUACACAAACAUGUGGAGUUUGAUUUCCUUAUCAAGGGUCAGUUUCUACGAAUGCCCUUGUUUAAACAUAUGGAAUUGGAAAACAUCUCAUCAGAAGAGGUUGUGGAACUAGAAUAUGUGGAGAAGUACACUGCACCUCAACCAGAGCAAUGCUUGUUCCAUGAUGACUGGAUCAGUUCAGUCAAAGGGGCAGAGGAAUGGAUCUUGACUGGCUCUUAUGAUAAAACUUCUCGGAUCUGGUCCUUGGAAGGAAAGUCAAUCAUGACAAUUGUGGGACAUACAGACGUUGUCAAAGAUACAGCCUGGGUGAAAAAAGAUAGUUUGUCUUGCCUACUAUUGAGUGCCUCUAUGGAUCAGACUAUUCUCUUAUGGGAAUGGAAUGUAGAGAGAAAUAAAGUGAAAGCCCUACACUGCUGCAGAGGUCACGCUGGAAGUGUGGAUUCUAUAGCUGUUGACAGCACAGGAACUAAAUUUUGCAGUGGUUCCUGGGACAAAAUGCUAAAGAUCUGGUCUACAGUACCUACAGAUGAAGAGGAUGAAAUGGAGGAAUCCACAAAUCGACCAAGAAAGAAACAGAAAACAGAGCAAUUGGGAUUAACAAGGACUCCCAUAGUGACUCUCUCUGGCCAUAAGGAAGCAAUUUCCUCCGUUCUGUGGUCUGAUGCUGAAGAAAUCUGUAGUGCAUCUUGGGAUCACACAAUUAGAGUGUGGGAUGUUGAGUCUGGCAGCCUUAAGUCAACUUUGACAGGAAAUAAAGUAUUUAAUUGCAUCUCCUAUUCUCCACUUUGUAAACGUUUAGCAUCUGGAAGCACAGAUAGGCAUAUCAGACUGUGGGAUCCUCGAACUAAAGAUGGAUCUUUGGUGUCGCUGUCCCUAACCUCACAUACAGGCUGGGUCACAUCAGUAAAAUGGUCUCCUACCCACGAACAGCAGCUGAUUUCAGGUUCUUUAGAUAAUAUUGUCAAGCUUUGGGAUAUAAGAAGUUGUAAGGCUCCUCUCUAUGAUCUGGCUGCUCAUGAAGACAAAGUUCUGAGUGUAGAUUGGACAGACACAGGGUUACUUCUGAGUGGAGGAGCAGACAACAAAUUGUAUUCCUACAGAUACUCACCUACCACUUCCCAUGUGGGGGCAUGAAAAUGAAUAAGUUUGACCACAGAGAUUCUACAUAUGAAACUGAUAAAUCUUCAGAGUACAUCAUUCGGAUUCAGAAAGCAGCUUUUUAUGUUCUUAUCCUUGAUAAUAGCUAUCACUGUUACCUUUAUUAUGUAUUUAUUAUGCAAUAGUUUGUGUUUACAGAAUACAAAAAUGUGGCCUGUACUGUCUACCUUAUGUAACUCUAGAAAUUAAAUGUUUUUAAUUUCUUUUCAAGGAUACUAGCUUAAGAUUGGCUUUUGAAAUACUAUAAAGGCAUAAAUUUAAAAAUGUAGUAGUUAAUGGUCCAGUAUUUUAUUUCUGAUGAUGAAACUUGUUAUUUGCUGUCCAAAAAAUCUAAAGAAAACUAAACUUUAAGAGAAAAAUUAGUAUUUGCUUUAGGUAUUCAGAACAUUAAGAUAAUGUAAAU
Molecule: messenger RNA, 1920 nt
Organism: Condylura cristata (star-nosed mole)
Lineage: Eukaryota; Metazoa; Chordata; Mammalia; Eulipotyphla; Talpidae
Gene: WDR12
Product: WD repeat domain 12
Exons: 13
Coding region: 222-1493 (423 amino acids)
Biological process (GO): maturation of 5.8S rRNA from tricistronic rRNA transcript (SSU-rRNA, 5.8S rRNA, LSU-rRNA); maturation of LSU-rRNA from tricistronic rRNA transcript (SSU-rRNA, 5.8S rRNA, LSU-rRNA); ribosome biogenesis
Cellular component (GO): PeBoW complex; preribosome, large subunit precursor
Molecular function (GO): protein binding
Source: RefSeq, a predicted model, not a curated record